AUGGACGAAAAGCGAAAGAAAGAGUCUGCGAAUGAAGGUCUAGUAUGGCGAUUGCAUAGUACAUUCCAGGUGGAGUGGGACCCUCGACCAUGGUAUUUGGGUCCACGUGCCGCCGUGGAAGAUAUUUUCUCCGGUGGAGACGGGUUUGGAAAAGGAUAUUGGGAACGGUAUCACGAGCACGAGAGGCAAUUGGAAGAAGAACAGAGAAACAGAUCUCACAAUAACCAUCACAGAACUCUUAAGGAACCAGAGGCUAGAGAAAAUUUCCAGACCUGGCUGCUUGACAUGAGUUGA
Messenger RNA from Sugiyamaella lignohabitans, 294 nucleotides. RefSeq lists its product as uncharacterized. Bases 1 to 294 code for a protein of 97 amino acids. The transcript has a single exon. The record is from RefSeq and is a predicted model, not a curated record. NCBI's taxonomy places the organism in Eukaryota, Fungi, Ascomycota, Dipodascomycetes, Dipodascales, Trichomonascaceae.